UUGUCCCGGGGUCUACGUGGCGGCGCUUACGACAAGGUCGGCGCGCACGGCGCGAGUAUCUCAGUAUCGCGCGCCGCUGGCUCAAGCCAGCGCUUAGCCGGGCCCGGUGCUCAGUCGUUCGGCGCCCGCCGCAUCGUUCGAACGUGUUGUUUGGGCGCGGUUCAUCGACCCGACGCGCUCUGCCGCUAGCUUCCCGGUUUCGUGACAUUGAAAGUUGAGUUCGAUUGGUCAUCCCGUGCUGCUCUUCAAUAGGCCCUCUCAGCAGUUGGCUGUCUGGAUCUCCCGCUUUCGGCUGCUGUAAAGUACGUCAUCAGCCGCAACUGUACUCUUCGUCCUACUCUGUCCUUCUGCAAUUCUUGUUCAGGUGGCUACCCCGAAGGUUUAUCGUCUGCAGGCUAUAUUUUGCUACUUUUCAACUACUGUGUUCACGAAGCCCGCGUUCACACUCUUCACCGAAGCUCCUUAGUGGACAGAAGAAAGGAUCUGUGUCCGAACAAACGGUGACAUAUUUUUACAACAUUCUCUUGAGAACGCACGUUUGUUCUGCUCUUUUGAGCGUUGCGAAAUCACAACUGAGGAAAAGCAAGACGUGAUAUUAUUCCAGGGCUGUCUUAGGUGACUGUCAAUUUCACAAACGUCCAGCAGGUUAACUCUGAAAAGGACCGAUAACCGGACCGAUAGUGUCACGUGCUAACUUGUUCUUUGAAAAAGGGAACCGAUCUUUUGUUGAAUUUGUUAACAGAAGACAGCAAUACUUGGCAGUAGUAAUACUUCCUACGGCCCAUCGGAAAUGUGGUCGUUCGCACACUUAAAACUUGUUGAAGAUCAUCCCCACCACUAUUGCGUCAAUUCUGUUGGUUUGGCGAGCGACACCCUAGACGUUUAGUGGUUUGCGAACAUUGAACUCGCUCUUGGGAAGCCUGCGUUGACUGCAUUCGAUCUCACCAGGCGGGAGUGUUCGUAUUGCGAGGAGUUGCCAAAAGUCAGCCCGUGCUGUUGGCAACCCUUCACUCACCUGUUGCGUGAAUCGUUCGAGCGCUGGACUGGGACCCUUGCACGCAGUCCUUCUUUUGUGCACGGAUGUUCGCGCUCUGCUUCCCUGGCUCAGCAGCCCCGGUGCAAGAAAUGCUGUGACUUUUCCUGAAGCACCGGUGCACGAAACCAGGAGGAAGGAAGUCGCUUUUUCAACUUCCUAGACAUCGGCACAACCGGCGGACAUGUCACUGCUACUGUUGCUACUGGCGGCCAUAUUUGUGUUCGCCGUGGUGCUUGUGGUGACAUACCUGACGUACCGGCGCCUCUACGACAACCUCCAAUUCAAGCCGAAAGUGCUUAACGACAGCCCCGUCCACGUGAAGAUCGCCCCGAGGUCUCCCAGCUCUUCUAACGUACCAUCAAUCACAAUCAGCCAUAGCCUUCCCGAGAUGAAGGACGUAGUGGCGGACGGGGUUCAAGAGACUGCCGGCAAGAAGGUGGCUCCCCUGAGGCAGAUUACGCUCCCGACCGUGCCUACCCGCCAUCUGACCUUCCAGAGGCAGCUGUCGCACCGUCUUGAUCUCUCCACAACUGUGCCAUUCGAAGUGUGCAACAUGCAACAACGUGAGAGCCUCGGCACCGUGGGGGCCAUACAGCCGGAACUGUACGACCAGGAGGGCGUCACUUCCGGCGACUCGAGGCGCGAGUCUACCGACAUGAUGUCACAGGCAACGACCUGCGGCAAGCUGCACUUCGCGCUCAAGUACGACAUCGACCUGGAGGGACUCGUCGUGAAGAUACUGCAGGCCAAGGACCUUCCUUCCAAGGACUUCCUUGGCUCUUCCGACCCUUACAUUAAGCUUUACCUGCUCCCGGAACGCCGCAAGAAAUUUCAGACUCGAGUUCACCGCAAGAACCUGAACCCCGUGUUCAACGAGUCCUUCGUGUUCGCCAUGACAAUGGAAGAGCUCCGCAACAGGACGCUGCAGUUCUCGGUGUACGACUUCGACCGGUUCUCGCGGAACGACCUCAUCGGUCACGUGAUCGUCAAGCACCUCCACGAGCUAUGCGACCCUGCUCACGAGAUGGAGUACACCAUGGAUAUAGUGGGCGUGCCCCAGGAAAAAAUGGACAAGCUGGGAGAGGUGAUGCUCUCACUGUGCUAUCUCCCUACUGCCGGACGACUGACAGUCACUGUCAUCAAAGCCAGGCACCUGAAGCCCAUGGACAUCAGCGGGUCCUCUGACCCCUACAUCAAGGUGAUCCUUGUCUGCGAGGGCAAGAGAAUCAAGAAAAAGAAAACAAGCGUCAAGAAAUCCACGCUCAACCCCGUGUUCAACGAGGCUCUCGUCUUUGAUGUACCACCGGAGAACGUCGACGACGUAAACCUUGCUAUCAAAGUGGUUGACUAUGACAGGGUUGGACCAAACGAGCUCAUGGGAUGCUGCGCCGUUGGACAGUUGGCUAGUGGCGUUGGACGUGACCAUUGGCUUGCCGUCAUGGACAACCCACGGAAACCGACUGCGCAGUGGUACCCUCUAAUAGACAGCCUCCCGGCCGAGCUGGACCCACCGCGAACACCGUCAGUGACCUGUCUAAAGUGAAGAGUUUGUGGGAUCACCCACUGGAAUACAGAAAGGGCUGCUGCUGGCAAUGCUGGGUGCUGUGCCAGCCUGGCUUCUUGAAGGAUUCUGCAAAACGGCAUUGUGCGGGAAAGCGCAGGCUUCAGUCGCUACAAAAAAGUGCUGAAGUGCUGAUUUUUUCUCCACGGGUGGCAUGUGUAAAAAUUGCUUUCUGGGCUGGUUCUGUGCUGAACACAGAUUGACCGGCCGUCGGAAGACUGGAAACUUUGGCGAAGCUGUGCUGACGGGCUGCCACGCCCAUUCUGAGAUCGGUAAACGCAGUGCACAAGCAUAAGCUCAUUGGAAGUGAGCACACCACGUUAUUCCUGAUAGCUCAGCUCUAAGCGUUGUUGUCCUGUGGCCAUCAGAAUGGAUUCGUCGUAAGGACACUCUUGGGCGCCACGUUUGAAACCAUUUAUCCAGGUUUUGAGUGUUUUGCUCUGUAGCGGGAAACAAGAAACUGUCACCAAGGUUCCUAAGCGGAAGGAAGCGAUAUGAGUAAGCUGUAUUGUGUACAUUGUGAUGCGAGUUUCAAGAGCUCAUGAAAACGCAUUUGGCCAACGAGCGGUGUGGCAUAAUGUCUGGGAGUUAUUCUUAUACCAAUCAAAUGUAUGUUAUCGUUCUUUCUGUGUGACUCAUACUUCUGUAAGUUGCCUUGAGUGUAAUUGACGAAUUCCUCCUGUAAAACGCGCUUGUAGCAAACCAUUGGCCGCCACAGCAAGGGCUGCUACACCUUUGCGCUUUGACGCCCACGUGGCAACAGCAGAACCUCUCAACCACUCUUGUCUUAAGAGCAUGCUGACCUUUCCUUUACCCUCCAAAUGUGAGGGCUAUGCUAUUUAUGCCGAAUAAAUUCCUCAUUAGAAGAA
Molecule: messenger RNA, 3466 nt
Organism: Dermacentor albipictus
Lineage: Eukaryota; Metazoa; Arthropoda; Arachnida; Ixodida; Ixodidae
Product: synaptotagmin-10-like
Biological process (GO): regulation of calcium ion-dependent exocytosis; calcium-ion regulated exocytosis; regulation of dopamine secretion
Cellular component (GO): plasma membrane; exocytic vesicle
Molecular function (GO): SNARE binding; phosphatidylserine binding; calcium ion binding
Source: RefSeq, a predicted model, not a curated record